Messenger RNA from Aspergillus lentulus, 450 nucleotides. RefSeq names its product VOC family protein. The record is from RefSeq and is a predicted model, not a curated record. Lineage: Eukaryota; Fungi; Ascomycota; Eurotiomycetes; Eurotiales; Aspergillaceae.
AUGUCUGCCGAAACCAGUGACGCAACUAAGGCCCAGCAGGCAUGGAAGCCUCCCCCUGCAGGCUCUCCAUGUUGGGUGGAGAUCCCUGCACGGGAUACCGAAAAACUAAAGGCAUUUUACGGUGCCAUUUUUCCGUCCUGGGAAUGGAGGCCAGCUCAGGCCGCUGAAGAGCAGAGCAGAGUGCAGCACUAUAGUUUCGCUGAACCGAAGGGAUUAUCGGGAGGCAUCGUCCAGGUGCCGGAGGGUUGCGCUCCAACAGAGCAGAGCAUGGGCAGUGGGAUGACCGUGUACUACUCAGUCGACUCCCUUGACGUGGUGGAGAAGAAAAUUCACGAACGCGGUGGUAGCACCUGUCUAGCCAAGACGACUGAGAGUUCUCAUGGGUGGUUUAUGAACUUCCGUGACCCUGAAGGGAACCGGUUUGGUUGCUACGAGUUUCGUCGUAGCUAG